Molecule: messenger RNA, 453 nt
Organism: Babjeviella inositovora NRRL Y-12698
Lineage: Eukaryota; Fungi; Ascomycota; Pichiomycetes; Serinales
Product: mitochondrial 54S ribosomal protein MRP49
Exons: 1
Coding region: 1-453 (150 amino acids)
Source: RefSeq, a predicted model, not a curated record
AUGCCUAUUCCACAGUUGAUAAAGAGGGUAGCUACCCAGGCGGAAAAGUUGAACCGCAUCGCUGGUGUUUCCAACCCAUCGGCCGCGAUCAGAAUCAACACCGCCAACGUCACUUCCUUUAACGCGUUGAUGCCUAGCAACGUCAACUUGAAGCAGAUCGGGCUCAAGGAUUUCUGGAGAACCUACUUGCCGGUUGUCAAAUUCCACAACCCAGAGUUUCCAAUUUCCGUGCAGAGGGUCCACGUCUCGGGCUUGGAACAGGCCGCAAAGGUCCCAGCCGUCCUCACAAUCACCAAGGCUUCCGGUGAAAAGGUCGAGAUAGACUGUUUGGGCAAGAGCUCCGGCUCUAUCUGGAACGAGGUUUUGGAGAAAUUGCAGGGCAGUUUUGAAAACGUCGCGCUUGAGGAAAUUCCAACCAUCAACGCCCACGCCCCAGGCAAGCAGCUCAAAUAA